This is a messenger RNA of Felis catus (domestic cat), 649 nucleotides long. RefSeq names its product CD8b molecule (gene CD8B). The record is from RefSeq and is marked provisional. Gene Ontology annotation, cellular component: cell surface. Gene Ontology annotation, molecular function: coreceptor activity; MHC class I protein binding. Gene Ontology annotation, biological process: regulation of immune response. NCBI's taxonomy places the organism in Eukaryota, Metazoa, Chordata, Mammalia, Carnivora, Felidae.
CUCGCCAAGAUGCAGCCGGGGCUCUGGCUCCUCCUGGCCACGCAGCUGGCAGCUCUCCGUGGCAGCUCCGUACUCCAGCAGGCUCCUGGGUCCGUAAUGGUUCAGACCAAUGGAAUGGUGAUAAUGUCCUGCGAAGCCAAAACCUCGCCCACUAGCACGCGCAUCUACUGGCUGAGACAUCGCCAGGCUCCAAGCCCGGACAGUCACUACGAGUGCCUGGCCUACUGGGAUCCCAUAAAAGGGAUUGUGUAUGGACAGGAAGUGGAGCCAGAGAAGCUAACUGUGUUUCCGGACGCGACCCGGUCCAUUCUCAAUCUCACAAGUGUGAAGCCUGCAGACAGUGGCAUCUACUUCUGCAUGACCGUUGGGUCGCCCGAGCUGACCUUCGGGAAGGGAACUCGGCUGAGUGUGGUGGAUGUCCUUCCCACCACUGCCCAGCCCACCAAGAAGCCCACCCCCAGGAAGAAAAUGUGCCGGCCCCCAAGCCCAGUGACCCAGAAGGGCCCAUCCUGUGGCCUCCUCACCCUCGGCCUGUUGGUGGCUGGAGUCCUUGUUCUGCUGGUGUCCUUGGGUGUGGCCAUCCACCUAUACCGCCUGAAGAGAAGAGCCCGGCUUCGCCUCCUGAAACAGUUUUAUAAAUGAGCAGAGA